AUGGACGACAUUAACAAAUUUAAACGUAAAUUAGUAGUUAUGGAGUCUCAAAAUGAAAUAUUAGGAAGAAAUUUGGAUAUUAUGGAUCAGGAACGAAAACAAAUUCUUGGCUACUUGUCAGAAGACUUAACAAACGAAGAUUGGAACAGAGGUCUCAAGAACUUCGAAAAACAUGUAAAUAAUUCAGACCGUAUGGUACAAAUGAUGAAAGACCAAAAUAAAAUCACGCGGGAUACCCUUUCUACAACCGGAGGAAUAUUAAAGUCAUUAGAAAAUACACAUGCAAAUACAGAAUUUUUACGCUAUCGGGAUUGGGUUGCAGAACUGAUAGAAGAAAUAAUCAUCAGGCUUGGCAAAAUAGAAAAUGUGAAUGGUUGGGAUGCCUGGGCCAAUAUAAGCCGUGCUUUCUCCAUCAAACUAAAAAGUAAAAAGGUAGAUUUUGCGCAAGAUGCGGUUCCGUAUCUUCAACUAUUAAGUAAAGUUUUAGACAAAACUGGUAUCACGCUCGAAGACUUUGAGUUUUUAAUGAAAUUGAAAUGGAAAAGUAAUAGCAGAUUCCAUUUGGAGGAAUCGCAAACUAUAGAAGAAGCGUUGGAAGAAUUAGAACAAUUUCUCAAAUCACCUCCUGACGGUUUGCAAGAUUACGUGGUGCCAUUAAUGAAAGCCAUUUACGUUGUGAAGACUUGGAGAUAUUAUUAA
Molecule: messenger RNA, 699 nt
Organism: Funneliformis mosseae
Lineage: Eukaryota; Fungi; Glomeromycota; Glomeromycetes; Glomerales; Glomeraceae
Source: the annotation of a GenBank genome assembly